AUGGAGCAAGAGAGCCUAAACGGUAGGUAUGGUAGUAGAGUAAUGACGGAUGAACAAAUGGAGACUCUUCGUAAGCAAAUCGCCAUUUACGCCGUUCUUUGCGACCAGCUCGUCUUCCUCCACAACUCUCUCUCUUCUGUCCCUCUUCUUUCAUCAGGAAUGAAUCCAAUGAGAGGUGAGUAUUUUGAUCCAAUGGUGGCAUCGUCAAGCGCUCAUGGAAUGUCGACUCGGCCUCGAUGGACUCCUACGACAACGCAACUUCAGAUUCUUGAGAACAUUUACAAGGAAGGCAGUGGAACACCAAAUCCGCGGAGGAUUAAAGAGAUCACGAUGGAACUGUCUGAACAUGGACAAAUCAUGGAGAAAAAUGUAUACCAUUGGUUUCAAAACCGACGAGCUCGGUCCAAACGAAAGCAACCUCCGACAACGACAAUUACCUCGAGUCAGGCGGAUGAUGCGGCCGUGACAACAACUGAGGAGAGAGGGAGGUGUGGAGAUGAUUCUGGAGGGUUUGAGUCUUAUGAGCAUAUACUGUUCCCGAGUCCUGAUUUAGGGAUUGAGCAUUUGUUGAAUAGGGACAAGUUUAUAGACUGA
Messenger RNA from Arabidopsis thaliana (thale cress), 594 nucleotides. It is a transcript of the gene WOX10, whose product is annotated as WUSCHEL related homeobox 10. Gene Ontology annotation, cellular component: nucleus. The record is from RefSeq and is marked reviewed. Bases 1 to 594 code for a protein of 197 amino acids. NCBI's taxonomy places the organism in Eukaryota, Viridiplantae, Streptophyta, Magnoliopsida, Brassicales, Brassicaceae. The transcript has 3 exons. Gene Ontology annotation, molecular function: DNA-binding transcription factor activity; DNA binding.